CCGUCUCUCGCUUGAUCUUGACCUCCCCGGGCCUCAUGCCCCGGUCGAGUCCCAGGAGCUGGGCAAAGACCAUGUCCGGUAUCGGAGGAGAGCGACCGAGGGCGUCCAAGCGAACAGGCAUUCUCUGAAUCUCGACCUCCUGAAUGGCCAGGACAGCCAAAGCAACCAGUAUGGUGGACGACGAACAGUGCACUUCAGCAUUCCUGGAUCCCCUGAUGCGAACCAGAGACAGACGUUCCAAGACGGCCACCAGGAUACCAUCCGAAGGAGGUACCGACCUCCGGACCGAACCGACAGCGGAAGCGAUGGGGAGAGCGCCGGGGACUGCGUCGGAGUCUCUCCUCGCCUCCUGAAGCUCCUCGAGAUCAAGCCCAAGGACUACGCCGAGGCCCAGCGCCUGAAGAAGAUGCUGAAGCGGGCCGUCAGCCGACCUGACACCACCUUCGAGGACCUCAAGGUGUACCGCAUCGCCAUGAAGCGGCUCCGGCGCAUCGUCAGGCAGGAGCAAGAGAAGGAGAUCAUGCGUCAGGAAGAAGAGGAACGACAGGAAAACUUCCAGAAGUUCAUCGACAAGGUAGAGCAGACGAGAGCAGCCUCCGGCCGAGGGCUUCCGGGGCGGACAGGGUGUCGUACAAGGCCCCGGAAGCUCGGCCUAACAGAGGACAGGCAGUGGUCAUGAAUAGAAGCGAAUGGCUGGAUCGACAUGCACAU
This is a messenger RNA of Penaeus vannamei (Pacific white shrimp), 711 nucleotides long. NCBI's taxonomy places the organism in Eukaryota, Metazoa, Arthropoda, Malacostraca, Decapoda, Penaeidae. The record is from RefSeq and is a predicted model, not a curated record.